Suillus subalutaceus is the source of this 1303-nucleotide messenger RNA. RefSeq lists its product as uncharacterized. Lineage: Eukaryota; Fungi; Basidiomycota; Agaricomycetes; Boletales; Suillaceae. The record is from RefSeq and is a predicted model, not a curated record. The transcript has 8 exons. Bases 270 to 1277 code for a protein of 335 amino acids.
GGAAUCGGCAACCUCAACAUGUAGUACAGGGCAGGCUUUGAAUCGACUACAACGCUCGAGAUCAAGUAGCCUGUCAAAAAAGCUAACCCCUUCAAGUUCAGCUUCACUGGCCUGUUUUAUCUUGGCCUUAUGUACAAGCUCCCGCAUGUCAAAAUUUGAUGUUUGUUGUCUCUUGCUCAUUGUUUUCAUAGUAGAAAUUUUACCCGAGUUCUCAUAUAAUGGCUGCUCUCCACUCGUUUUCUUCAUCACUUGCACCUUAAUCCGGUGUCAUGUCAUCUCAAGCCCCACAGACGAAUCUGUCCAUGGAACGAUUUCGCCUUGAUGGAAUGAUGGUAGCAUGUGCAUUCUAUGGCGUAUUCUUUCUCCUUACAGUGCAAGCCUGGAUUGUUCUCAUGCAACAUCCUCGAUAUGGGGGACAAAUUGCAGAUCAUCGUCACGCGCUUCUUUUCUACGUCUUCAUCACGUUCGUAUUGGGGACGAUAAGCUUUGGUAUGAACGCAAAGUAUACAGAGAUGAUUUGGAUCGAUCUUCGUGACGCGCCUGGUGGUCCGCUUGCGCUAAUCGAGGGCUUCAUGAGUUAUCGGAUUAAUUUUAUAGCGCUUACCACUGGUCACAUUCAGGGGUGGUUCAUGCAAGCUCUGCCCCUCUACCGAUGUUUUGUGAUAUGGAAUUGGUCAAGGUGGGUGAUGGUCCCAAUGAUCACACUCUAUGUUGCCAUGAUCGGUUUGUCUAUCACUGUCCUGUACCAGGCGGGGACCAAUGGUUCAUUUUACAACAACCCCAUCGAGCUCGCCUACCUCUGCAUCGAAGCCGGGCAGACCGUGAUUUAUACCAUUCUCGUGACGAAUCGCUUGUUCGUCAUGCGAGGGCGUAUGAAGCAGAUUAUGGCCCAAUAUGAUUCCAGCACAUACGAUGCCAUCGCCCUCAUGGUCAUCGAGUGUGCGGCGUUAUACUCGGUCUUCGCUAUUAUUUUUAUAGUGUCCUUUGGUAUGCAUUCUGACGGUGUUGUCACUCUAUGCUUCCUGUCUAUUGGCAAAAUCCAGGGCAUCGCUCAAUUGUUCAUCAUUAUUCGUGUUGCACGGGGGCGGGUGGUUACACACGAGUGGUCCACUCAAGACACUGCAAUAAUUACAGCUAUAGCAUUUACAGGGACUGUAUCGGGCAUUACAGAGGGAACCGACAAUGAACGAAUAGGCAGGCCAGAGCGAGACGUCAUUCAGUUGUAUGGUGAUUCCGACUCGGAGAGGGCAGCGGAGGUUUCAGUGUCUGUAGCCUGAAAUUGGUUUGUAUGAUAGAUUAUUAA